Lathyrus oleraceus (garden pea) is the source of this 1418-nucleotide messenger RNA. RefSeq lists its product as uncharacterized. The transcript has 2 exons. Lineage: Eukaryota; Viridiplantae; Streptophyta; Magnoliopsida; Fabales; Fabaceae. Gene Ontology annotation, molecular function: protein binding. The record is from RefSeq and is a predicted model, not a curated record. Bases 303 to 1094 code for a protein of 263 amino acids.
UCCAUAAUUUUACUUUUACAAAUUUUUCUCCCAUAAAAACCUAUACAUUUCUAAAUUUUUUAGAAUUUAUCCAAAUUUAGAACGGUCAAAUUCCUCUAAGUAGGGUGUGCCAUAUAUAAGUGGGGUUAAAUACUCUUACUACUACUAUCCAAUGCCGCCUUGGCCUUGUACCUGAAUCCGAAACAACUUGGAUCGGAAUCGCACUGAAUACAACCAACUUCCCGUGAAAACAAAAAAUUCCCCGGAUAAAACUUUUCAUCGGCCGUCGCAAACACCGAGAAUCGCAUCGCGGUUCUCAACUAAUGGCUAAAACAAAUAAGAAGCGCGCAGGAAAAUGUCCUGGUAAAAGAAGCGAUACUUCACAUUGCCUUGUCGAUCCUCCAGCCUGUGAUAAUCAGAAUGAGGAUGAUGAUUGGGUUAUAGUUAAAAAGCAGAGAGUCAUUAUUCUGGUGCCUGCUGCACCUCGUAGUGAAAGAUCCUCAACAGAAAACGAAGAGCCGAAUCACAUGCACCCUAUGCCUCCUGUAACGUCAAGUAACCACGAGGAACUUCCGAUGGAGACAACACGUAAUGAAAACCCUUUUUGUAAUGAACAAGAGAAGACCAUUUCUUUGGCUGGCCAAACAGAGAUUCAUACUGCGUCAAAAUCUCCUUCUCCCUUAUUACUUAAAUCACCUUCAGCCAAUUCACCGCGGGUAGAUCAAAGAGUAGAAUCAGAAAAUCCACAUGAAGUCAGUAGUUUGAAGUCCCACAGAUUAGUUGGACUAUCUAAUACAUCAAAAGCUUUUAAGCAGCCCAGAGCAUUGCUUGCACCAAGAAGGUCCUCCAACUUGGCCACUUUGAAUCGAGGUCUGAGAGCAUCAAAUCUCGAGAGAAAGCUCGAAAGAGCUGGUGGGUUGAACAAGUGGCUGACAUCACUUGGAUUGGAUCAAUUUGUGAGAAUGUUCCAGGGGAAGAUUAUCAGUAAGUAUCAGCUUGUGAAUCUAACCAUGAAAAAACUAAAGGAUAUGGGUGCCAAUGCGGUGGGACCUCGCAGGAAGCUGAUACACGCCAUGGAUUGUGUUUGUCAACCAUAUUGCUUUGAGGCGUUAUAGAAGUCUAUAUGAUGUUGAAAUUAUAUUCAUGGCGACAUGGUAAGGUACAAAUGGAAAACUUGGUUUUUGGCUGCUCUAGUGAUCAUAGCACUUGAGCCUCAAGUAGUGUUUGAAGAGAUUUAUGCUCUUGUAUAUAUACUUAUAUAUGAGCAAGGGCAGUCUAAAUGAGUGAAGGGAAGAGAUUCAUUGAGAUAUUGUAUUUGAUAAGAUGAAAUUAAGAAAUUUGUGUCUUAUACAAUUCAUAUGUCUAGUUCACUCACUUUAACAUUGUUGACUUUAACUUUUACUCAAUAAGGAUCAUCAGUGACCACUAUUGAACUUGCU